GCACAGCAGUUCGGCGAAUAACUUGGUAAGAUUAAAACAAAUGCAAUAGUCUUGGUUUUCUUUUUAUUUAUUUAUUUUUUCUAGUUGCCCAAAUGAAGAAUACGUACUUGUUUUUCUUCAUGUUUCCUUGCCCCAACAAUCCAUUCCUUAUCUUCUACUCUGUUUAUUCUUAUAAGUCCCCCUUUUGCAGUUCUUUAAUUCCCCUUCAGAACGGCAGGUUUUACUGGUUUUAGUGAGUCUGUACGAGCGCGUCUGGUUAGUAUCCUCAUUUGAAAUUACUGACCUUUUUCGAAACGACUCGGAGCAAUGGUUUUCCGUUAUUUCGAUAUGUAUAAACAAUUUUUCUCACUUUGACUGUGUUUUUGAAGUUACCGUAUAGUGAGUCGGUUGUUCCUGCUAGAAGAUGUCACAAGCAAAAGAACUUGGUCUUGCUCUGGCUUCUUUGUUAUCUUGGCUUCUUUUCAGCGAUACACCAAGCGAUCCAGAAGGAUAUGUCCGUGACCCAUCGACGAUUCGAAGCUCUUACGAUUUUAUUAUCAUCGGAGCGGGUUCCGCUGGAGCCGUGAUUGCCAAUCGACUUUCAGAAGUGGCCGAUUGGAAUAUUUUAUUGCUAGAAGCGGGAGGUGACGAGAGUAUAUCUGGACAAAUUCCAGCUAACGCGUUUGGCAUGCACUUGACGAAUGUAGACUGGCAGUACAAGACGCAACCUCAAGCCAAUGCUUGCCAAAGUGCUUUAAAUCGACAGUGCAACAUUCCUAGGGGUAAAAUGCUGGGUGGUAGUUCCUCUAUCAACUCGAUGUUAUACGUCCGCGGAAACAAACGGGACUACGACAAAUGGAGGGAUGAUGGAAAUGUUGGCUGGGGGUACGACGAUAUUUUGCCAUAUUUCCUUAAAUCAGAAGAUAAUCAAAAUCCUUACCUGGCCGGAACCAAAUACCACGGCAAAGGCGGUUAUUUGACGGUUGGUGAAUCUGGCUACCAUACACCAUUAGGUGCUGCAUUCAUCCAAGGCGGAGUUGAGAUGGGAUACGAGAAUCGCGAUUACAAUGGCGAAUUUCAGACAGGUUUCAUGAUUCCCCAGGGUACUGUCCGCCAUGGAAGUCGUUGUUCGACUUCGAAAGCUUUUCUCCGGCCAGUCCGCCAUCGACCGAAUCUUCACAUUUCUAAAAAUUCGCACGUCUUGAAAAUUAUCAACAAUCCUGAUACGAAAACAGCGACAGGGGUUCAAUUCGAAAAACAAGGGAAAAUUUACGUUGUUGAUGCGACUAAAGAAGUUAUUCUUUCCGCUGGUGCGAUUGCAUCACCGCAAAUUCUCAUGUUGAGUGGAGUUGGUCCAGCGGAUCAUUUGAUAGAGAAAGGCAUCACCCCAAUAUUGGAUCAACCCUAUGUUGGCGAAAAUUUACAAGAUCACGUUGGACUUAUCGGAAUGGUAUUCCUUAUUGACAAGCCUUAUUCACUUCUCACAACCAGAUUUGUGAAUCUCCCGACACUAUUAAAUUACACCAUUUUUAGAGGCACACCUUUUUCCAUGAUUAGUGGCAUUGAUGGAAUUGCAUUCGUCAAUUCAAAAUUUGCUAAUCCUAGUGAUGAUUGGCCAGAUAUUCAGUUACAUUUUGGACCCGCUAGUGACAUAGCUGACGACGGAAUCACAUUUCGGCGUGCGCAUGGUUAUACUGAUGAAAUUUGGAAUGAGUACUACAAGCCAAUACUCAACCGGGAUAGUUGGACGAUAUUCCCUACGUAUUUGCGGCCAAAAUCUCGUGGAUACAUCCGACUGAAUUCCAACGAUCCUUACGACAAACCCCUCUUCAAUCCAAAUUAUUAUAGCGAUACUUACGAUUUGGACGUCACUGUCGAGGCCGUCAAGUUUAUUUUAGCACUCGACAAAACCGAAGCCUUUCAAGAAAUGGGUUCCAGGUUGUACGACAAACCUUUCCCUGGAUGCGAGGACCAACCACUGUGGACGGAUGAUUAUUGGAAAUGCUGGAUCAAGAGUGCCACUUUCACUUUUGGGCACACAGUCAGCACUUGUAAAAUGGGUCCUGACUCUGAUCCGACGGCCGUAGUCACACCAGACUUGAAAUUCCGAGGAAUAAAAAACUUGCGCGUUGCCGACACAUCAAUAAUGCCGUUCUUGCCCAGUGGCAAUACAAAUGCACCAACUAUUAUGGUUGGUGAAAAGGCGUCAGACUUGAUCAAAAAUACUUGGCUACAGACCUAAAGCCACAUAACUUAUUGACAUUUAUUUAUUCAUGGAGUCGUCUUAAUAAUUUUAAUACAAUUUUAAGUAAGGCA
Messenger RNA from Daphnia pulex (common water flea), 2295 nucleotides. Its product is annotated as glucose dehydrogenase [FAD, quinone]-like. The transcript has 6 exons. Bases 404 to 2221 code for a protein of 605 amino acids. The record is from RefSeq and is a predicted model, not a curated record. Lineage: Eukaryota; Metazoa; Arthropoda; Branchiopoda; Diplostraca; Daphniidae. Gene Ontology annotation, molecular function: oxidoreductase activity, acting on CH-OH group of donors; flavin adenine dinucleotide binding.